ACACACACACUCUAUCUCUUGAUCUGUCAGAGGUUCUCUCUCACUCUUUCUCUCUCGCUCUCUGCUUCACUCUGGCUACUGCAGUAGGUCUGCCGGUCAUGCAUAUGGCUAACUGCCUCAAUUUACUACCUCAACCAUGGGAGAAAAAAAACAACUGAUGAAUAAGCAGCCGGAGGACCACUGCGGGAGACAGUGCACGUGACAAGCGUUGCGCGGAGGAAACCUUGUAAGAACACCUUUCUCUGUUUUUUUGGAUACAGACACGAAGCGCACUUUCACACACACACACAGACGUCCUCCCAGCGUCGUUGCUUUCUGUAUUUUUGUUCAUUGCAGAAGAGGACACGAGUGCUCUCUCUCUCACUCUCUUCCGACAGCCUUUUGCAAAGCUCCAACAGUGCAGCGCAUCUCCUUCUCCAACCCCCUCACCCAGCGCCACCAUCUCUGCCACUAGCCCCCCCCACCCCCCCUCCUCACCCCAGGAGGAAUAGAUGGAUUACUGCUAACUGUGCACAUGGCAGCCUGCAGCUGCUCUGACCAGGGCCAGUCCAACGUUUGGAGGAAGAAAAAGGAGACCGAGGAGGAGAGAAGAGGGGGAGGAUGACUGUACCGGGAGUCCUUUUAGCCUUUUUCUGUCUCUCAGUCUCUGUCACAAUGGGGCUAAUCACCGACUGACUUGCCCCUGGCAAAGUCACAGUGAGGCAGCUCUCCACCGAGCAGGCAACCAGUCGACAAGCCAGCACAUGUAUCAGGAGCCAACCGGACUUGGGAUUUUUAUUUAUUUCCGUCAGUCACUUCUCUUCUCUUUACUGCGUUAUGGAUCGUUGUGAUUUAUCCAACGUGGAGCUGCAUGUCGGAGUCCGUAGCAGUACGGAGCCGUAGAGGGGGCAGAAGCGAUCCCGGCACCCGCCAAGCAUUCAUGGCCUUACCUCUGCUUAGGGGAGAAGCUAAAAAAAAAACUUCAAUCUGAUGCCUCUCCAUGGAAGACGAUGAAUAACUGUUGCUUUUAAAAUCUGGACAAGAUGCCAAAAGGACUACUUCCAAACUAAUGAGCAUCUCCGUUCACCAUCGAUGGAACUUGGGAGCCUUGAGCUGCUCCAGCCCGGCUAGGGUGGUCUGUCCUCUGGUGUGUGCCGCCUCCCCCCACCAUGCAGAAUAAUGAGCCCUCCACACCAUGAGUCCUCUGGGCCAGGUUAGUGUGCAGCCUACCUGGAACGCAGCCCUGCUCGCCGUGCUCUCCUUUAUGGUGCCUGCUCUCAGUAUGGGCCAGUCCACGGGCCCUGCGGUGGGCUCGGCUAAUCCACAGAACUGCCCAGGUGUGUGCUCGUGCACUAACCAGCUGAGCAAGGUAGUGUGUACCCGCCGAGGCCUGGUUAGGGUUCCACCCAACAUCCCAGCCAAUACCAGGUACCUAAACCUGAUGGAAAACAGCAUUGAAACUAUACAAGCAGACACCUUCAGGCACCUGCAUCACCUGGAGGUGCUGCAGUUGGGCAGGAAUGCUAUCCGACAGAUUGAGGUGGGUGCCUUCAAUGGCUUGACCAGCCUCAAUACCCUGGAGCUGUUUGACAACAGACUCACUGUCAUACCCAGUGGAGCUUUUGAGUACCUCUCAAAGUUGAGAGAGUUGUGGCUAAGAAACAAUCCCAUUGAGAGCAUCCCCUCUUAUGCAUUCAACCGUGUCCCUUCCCUCAUGAGACUGGACUUGGGACAACUGAAGAAGUUGGAGUAUAUCUCGGAUGGGGCAUUUGAGGGACUUCAAAACCUCAAGUAUCUUAACUUGGGGAUGUGCAACCUGAGGGAAUUUCCUAAUCUUUUACCACUGGCGGGACUGGAGGAGCUAGAAAUAUCAGAGAAUGUUUUCCCCGAACUGAAGCCCGGGGCCUUCCGUGGUCUUAAAAAUCUACGUAAACUGUGGAUUAUGAACUCGGCUAUCACUACCAUUGAGAGGAAUGCAUUUGAUGACAUCACCGCCUUGGUGGAGCUGAAUUUAGCCCAUAAUAAUCUGUCAUCCCUUCCCCAUAACCUCUUCACUCCUCUUCAGUAUCUGGUGGAGCUCCACCUACACCACAACCCUUGGCGAUGUGAUUGUGAUGUGGUGUGGCUCUCCUGGUGGCUCAGAGAAUACAUUCCCACAAAUUCCACAUGCUGCGGACGCUGCCACACCCCGGUCAACAUGAGAGGACGAUAUUUGGUGGAAGUUGAUCAGAUCACCUUUCAAUGUUCAGCACCGUUCAUACUUGAUGCCCCCAGAGAUCUGAACAUCUCCGCAGCGAGGGUGGCAGAACUAAAGUGUUGUACAGCCGCGAUGAGCUCAGUCCGAUGGCUUCUACCCAAUGGCACUGUAUUGACCCACGGCUCGGCCCACCCAAGGAUAUCUGUCCUUAAUGAUGGAACACUGAACUUCUCCAACGUUCUGCCAUCAGACACAGGAAUCUACACCUGCAUGGUCAGCAACAUGGCGGGGAAUUCCAAUGCCUCGGCCUACCUAAACGUAAGCAAUGCUGAACUCAACACGUCUAAUCUGUCCUAUUUUACCACCGUGACAGUGGAGGUUUUGGAGCCGAUGGUGGAGGAGACCCCUAAAUCCAAGCCUACCAUCCCUGCCUCGCCAUCUGUCUUUCAGCCUGUCUUCAUCUCCACACCCACUGUGAUGUUCCAAAACCCUCAGACUCCCAAGCAGGUGUCAAUCCCCACUGCCAGAGUCCCAAGUGGGCCAGCCGCCAGCCUGGAUGAGGUGAUGAAAACCACUAAAAUCAUCAUUGGCUGUUUUGUCGCUGUUACCUUGCUGGCUGCGGCGAUGUUGAUAGCAUUCUAUAAACUGCGUAAGCGGCAUCAACAGAGGAGCACUGUGGCGGCAGCCAGGACCAUAGAAAUCAUACAGCUAGAGGAAGAAGUUCCUCCUCUUCGCCCAACCACGUCUGGAUCUAGUGGCUCUGAUGACACACUGUUGGUACUGCCUACUUUGGUGGAACACAACAGAAACACCUUUAAGCCUGGGUACGUGUCCUCUACAUCAUCCCGCCAAGGGAACUAUGGAGCCCAAUGGACCCAGAACAACUCUCUUCAUCGCUCAGUCAGACAGCAUCACAGCCGCAUCAGCACCAUUGCUGAUCCCUACAUCAUUAAGACUACUCAUGGCAAGGAGAAGGUUCAAGAGACCCAAAUCUGAGCAUUGCUCCCUUUGGAUUUAUCUCUGACUCAGCCCCGGCCUCUCCUCUCCACCUCUCUGCUCAUCAGUCCAUGCAAUAUAAAUCCACAAAGAACAAAACGGUAACUUUCUUUUGUACAGAAGUGCAAAACAGAGAGAGAUGUUUGUUUCUUGUACAUGCCUAUACAUACGUAUAUAUACAGAAAAGAACUGCAAAUAUAUAUAUAUAUAUAUAUAUAUAUAUAUAUAUAUAUAUAUAUAUAUAUAUAUAUAUAUAUAUAUAUAUAUAUAAAUUAGAUUUUGGCCAGGCAGUGGUGAAACAGAGAAUAUAUCCAAAAAGAAAGUCAUUUGAAAUAUUUUCUAAUAACUGGUGACUUCUAUUUAAAAAAAAAAGACAAAUAUACUGAGUUGCUUUUGUGAUUCAUGAUACACGGUGGUUCGGUCUGCUGUAGGAAAAGAGGCAUUCAGUCUGUUUUUUGACCAUAUUUAGAAAGCAGUUAAACACUCUUUAUACAGGUACCAGUUUCUAAAUACAGCCCCAAAUGUAAGCUCCAGUUUUUACUGUGCCAAAUAUUAUAAUAUAUGCAAUACAUUUCCAGACUUAGGUACACAAAAAGACACAACCGCAAAAUCUAGAUGGAUAGAGACAUUUGUCCAAGGAUAGCAGCGUAAUGGCAUCGAUAGAAUGUGCUGUUCAGUAGCUAUCAGCCAAAUGCUUUUGGACUGCAGUGAAUUUCGGCAGCUUAGGUUUAACCCUCUGUUUGCUGGAGCUGAGCUGCAUUCAUUCUACAGUGCCAGGGCUUCUUAGUUGUAGUGUAUCUAAAGAUGUUUAUUUAGUGUACACAUGAUUCCUCACUGGUUUAACUGGUCAAGAGCAGGUUGAUGACAGUUGUUGCAAAUACUUUGUUCAGUUGUUGGUUGCAUUUUCAUUUAACUUUUUCAUUGUUUAUUUUUGACAUGCUUCUUAAUGGCUUGCGUAGAGUUUAGGGCUAAUUUAAUAAUGCAUUAAAGCAGUUGCCUGACUUGUCUCUGCAAGGGCUCAUUGCGAUGCUCAUUUUUUCAAUGGAACAAACAUGUGAAACAGAGCUUUGCUGACCAUUCUGCUUUCAGAGAAAGAAAACAAGGAUUGAAGUGAAACAAAUGAAUGUCUGAUUCUGGGGCUUUUCCAUGGACUACACUGAAACAUGACUCUCUUUUUGUUUUCCUUUUAAACCGUUUAAACAGUUUAGCAACAAUAUUUUUAUGGAGAGACAAAUGGAAGCUAUGAAAAAUAAAAAUAAAACUUUGGUUUGAAUUUCUCUGAUCAGAAACA
Molecule: messenger RNA, 4463 nt
Organism: Gasterosteus aculeatus aculeatus (three-spined stickleback)
Lineage: Eukaryota; Metazoa; Chordata; Actinopteri; Perciformes; Gasterosteidae
Product: leucine-rich repeat-containing protein 4-like
Biological process (GO): synaptic membrane adhesion; modulation of chemical synaptic transmission; excitatory synapse assembly
Cellular component (GO): plasma membrane; glutamatergic synapse; postsynaptic density membrane
Molecular function (GO): protein binding
Source: RefSeq, a predicted model, not a curated record